GUUAGAUUUGUUUUAUUGACAUUUUGAUAAUCAUCAUCGAGUAAUUCACAAUGAUUGUGUAGCGGUUACGAGUUAGUAAUAAUAAUUAUAUUACCAGAUUUACCAGUCACAUGUGAUGAUUUCUGAAUAUAUUCCUUCAUAGCGUUAAAAAUAUGAGUUUUUCGUUGAUUAUAAAGUUUAGUGUUUGCUUGAUCGGGCUCUGUUUUUUGGUAAAUUCAACCAAGGCUAGGACAAUAACAAAAGAGUCUACGAUUGAGGAAGGAAAAACUGCAUUUACCUUGAAAGAAUGUUUGGAUGGCACUUUUAAAGCUUCCGGAUGGAAUGGAACUUGGUUAACUGAAAGCAGUUUCCUGUUUAAAAAUUCUGAUGGAGAUUAUUAUUCAUUUGAUGUUACAACAAAAAAUGCAGAAUUAUUUCUGCAAGGAUCUAUUCUGGAUGACUAUAGAGAAGCAUCUAUAACCAUAUCUCCGGAUCAAUCUUAUGUACUGAUUCGUUACAAUGUGUCAUCUGUUUUUCGACAUUCAACAACUGCCAUUUAUGCUGUUUAUGACAUAGGAAAUAAAAAAUACUAUGAUGUCAAUAAUAAAAUAGCCGUCCAGUUAGCCACAUUUGACACCACUGGUCAUGGAUUUGCGUAUGUAUAUUUAAAUAAUAUUUAUUAUCUGCCAAGCGUCUUGGAAACUGAAAACCCUAUCAAAGUAACAGAAGACGGCAUUGAAGGUGUUAUUUAUAAUGGCGCACCAGAUUGGGUAUAUGAAGAGGAAGUGUUAGGUACUGGAUCUGCUCUUUGGUUCUCGCCCGAUGGAAAACAUUUAGCUUACGUAAAAUUUAAUGAUACAGCCGUUAAAGAAUUUACCUAUUUCCUAUACGGUACUCCAGGGGUUUUGGCCAGUCAGUAUCCCUUAGAAGCUAAAAUUAAAUAUCCAAAGGUUGGUACACCUAACCCAGUAGUGCAAACCUACGUUUAUAAUAUAGCAACAGGAAAUACAAUAAGUUUUAAGCUCAUUGAUUCAAUAAAAAAUACAGAAGAAGAUAAUGAUUAUGUACUCUACGAUUUGACAUGGUUAUCCGAAUCAGAAGUUGCCAUAAUAUCUACGAACAGAAUUCAAAAUGAAUCUGUGUUAAUAAGAUGUGACUUGAGUGGAAGUUGUAAUGAGGAAGUAUCCAGAAAACAAAAGAACGGUUGGUUAUUGCCUCAAAUACCAAAGUACAACAAAAACGCUACAAAUAGACUAGAAAUUCUACCACAGGAACAUGAUGGUGAUUACUUUAACCAUUUGGUGUUAGCUGAAUCAAGGACCAAUAUAGCCAAAAGGCUCACUUUUGGAAAUCGAGUAAUCACUCACGUUUAUGGAUGGGAUCAGACUAAUAACUUGGUCUAUUAUGCCUCUUCUGUCAACAACACUCCAUCACAACAACACAUAUCCGUUGUAAAUACUGCGACCUUAGAAGACAAAUGCCUGACUUGCGAAUUUCAAGUCGACGGCGAACUUUGCAAAUAUGCUGGAGCAUCUUUCAGUUCGAACUUCCAGUAUUACGUGAAAGUUUGUCAGGGACCUAAUCCUGCAUAUGUUUUGAUUGAAAAUUUGAAUAACGAGACUGAUGUUUACGUUUGGAAUGACAAUUCACAAAUAAGACAAGCUCUAAGUAAAAAAGCACGACCGGUGAAACGAGAUCUUUUGGUACCAUUAGAUGGUGGUAAUUUCACUGCUCGUGUAAGACUAUGGCUGCCUCCCGAUUUUGAUGAAAAUCGAACAUAUCCCGCUGUAGUUAAUGUAUAUGCUGGACCAAACUCAAAUCAAAUCACCGAUGUUUUUUCAUCUGGUGUCAUGAAUUAUUUUGUCGCUAACAGGUCAUAUAUUUAUAUCUACAUAGAUGGAAGAGGUAGUGGCAGGGAUGGCGAAAAGAAAAUGUUCCAAAUCUACCGGAAAAUGGGAACUGUGGAAAUUGAAGAUCAAAUUGCGGUAACUAAAUAUCUACAAGACAAUUUGUCAUAUAUUGAUCGCCACAGAACUGGAAUAUGGGGAUGGAGUUAUGGUGGGUUCGCUUCAACGUGGACUCUAGUGAAGGACAAAGAAAAUGUGUUCAAAUUUGCUUUGGCUGUGGCACCAGUUACCAGUUUCAUUUAUUAUGACACAAUAUACACCGAAAGAUAUAUGGGGCUUCCAACUGAAGAUGAUAACCUUUAUGGCUACAACAAUACAGAUAUUAAUAGACACGUUGAAGCCUUAAGGGGGAAGUUGUACUUUAUUAUUCAUGGGAAUGCUGAUGAUAAUGUGCAUUAUCAACAAGCAAUGGUAUUAAUUAAAGCGUUGGAAGCUGCUGAUAUUCCAUUUAUGCAACAGAGCUAUCCGGAUGAAAACCAUAGCCUUAAUGGAGUAACCAAGCACUUAUAUCAAACAAUUGACAGAUUUUGGGCAAGAGCAUUUGAAGUUGAAGGACCCCCUUUAAAAGUAUGGUGAAGCAAAAUCAUUUCUGUCUGUGACAAUAUUUUUUUAUUGUACUUCAAAACUAUAAAUACUAUUGAAUACCUAAACACACCAUCCAUCCAGAGCUCCCGGUUCUUCCUAAACAUAUCGCAAAUAAAGCUUCGGUAACUA
Molecule: messenger RNA, 2600 nt
Organism: Ceutorhynchus assimilis (cabbage seed weevil)
Lineage: Eukaryota; Metazoa; Arthropoda; Insecta; Coleoptera; Curculionidae
Source: the annotation of a GenBank genome assembly